AUGACAAUAGCGAAGGUUAUAGUCGGAGGAAUCUCCAUUAUCCUUGUUGUAGGCGUAUGCAUCGUUCUCAUUGCAGGCUUAAGCAAUAACACAGACACCUCUGCACCUGAUGAGAAUGACGACAACAAAAUCCUGUCCGCCACCUCAAUGGCUGUUGCUGCAUUCUGUAACCAAACUGAUCACAAGCACCGAUGUGUUGACAGUGUCUUUUCCGUUGCCCGCAACCAAAGCGCCACCUUUAAUGAUUUUCUCAAAGCUGCCAUUAGCUAUACCAUCGAACAUGUCAAGUUGGCGAUGGACACUGCUGCAACCAUUGGCAAAGAUGCAAAGGAUUCCACCCAAAAAAUGGCCGUGGAGGACUGCCAGGAACUAUUGCAAUUUGCCAUUGGUGAGCUGCAAGACUCCCUCUUAACUGUGAAGAAUAGCAGCUUCGACGCUGUCAAAGAAAGGGAGGCUGACCUUAAAAACUGGCUCAGUGCCGUCAUGUCAUACAAAGAAACAUGCCUUGACGGCCUCAAUGACACUAACCUUCACAAGCCCAUGUCAGAUGGCCUCGUCAAUGCCACUGAGUUAACAAGCAACGCCUUGGCCAUUGUUUCUGCUAUUUCAGACAUAGGAAAUGCCUUCAGAAUCCCAUCCAACCUCAACGCAAGUGCAACUCGACGACUCAUGGAAGCAGAGGAUGAUGGAUUUCCAUUUCCUACAUGGAUGCCAAAUGCUGACAGGAAACUCUUGGGAAGCGCAACCAAUGCCAAUGUAAAGCCUAAUGCCAUCGUAGCUCAGGAUGGCAGCGGCCAAUAUAAAACUAUCGCUGCCGCCCUUGCUGCCUACCCAAAGGAUCUCGUAGGAAGAUACAUUAUUAAUGUAAAAGCUGGGGUGUAUGAUGAGUAUAUUACAAUCAACAAGGAUCAAGUCAAUGUGUUUAUAUAUGGAGACGGGCCACGGAAGACAACCGUCACCGGAGAUAAAUGCAACAAAAAAGGGUUUAGCACCUUCAAGACUGCCUCCUUUUCGGCUGUUGGAGAUGGGUUUAUGGCCAAAUCAAUAGGUUUUCAGAACACAGCCGGAGCAAAAGGAGGCCAGGCGGUGGCUCUUCGCAUCCAGUCAGACAGGGCAGCUUUGUAUAAUUGCAGAAUGGAUGGACAUCAAGACACCUUGUAUCAACAUGCCCACCGCCAAUUCUACCGAAACUGUGUGAUUUCAGGAACGGUUGAUUUCAUCUUUGGUGAUGCUACUGCCGUCAUUCAGAACUCCUUGAUCAUUAUCAGGACGCCCGAUCCUGGACAGAGGAACGCAGUUACCGCUCAUGGAAGAGCAGACAAGCGUGAAUCCACUGGUUUAGUCAUACAAAAUUGCCGAAUUCUUCCAGAGCAAAGUCUAUUCCCUGUGAUAUCUGAGUUCCCAUCAUACUUGGGGAGGCCUUGGAAGCAGUAUGCCAGAACAGUAAUAAUGGAAUCUGAAAUUGGGAGCGUAAUCCAACCGGCUGGCUGGCUAGAAUGGACAGGAAAUUUGUAUCUGGACACCUUGUUUUAUGCGGAAUAUGGAAACCGGGGCCCAGGUGCCAACACAAAUCUGAGAGUAAAAUGGAAAGGAUACCAUGUGUUAACUGAUAAAAGUGAAGUUACUCAGUUCACAGCUGGUCCAUUUCUCCAAGGAGACCAGUGGUUGCAAGCAACUGGUUUUCCUUAUUUACUUGGCCUUAAAAGCCCUUGAAAACAAAAUUCUUGUAAGAUAAUGUGAGGGACGGUCUUUGAUUGCCACCCCAACCCAACUCAGCAGUCAUUAUGAUUAGAAUAAUUACUAGAGUCAUCACCCGUUGUUAUUAACAACACAUAAAAUGCAACUGAAAACAAUAAAAUCUCCCUAUUUAAAGGGAAAUCUCAAUCAAUACAAACAUUUAUUUAUGAUACUGAAGGACCCAUGAAAGACCAAUCAAUUAAAUACAAUAGAAAUUGCAGUCCUUCCUGACUAGUGUUCAUUGAUUUCAUACUUAAUAUUACAUAUGGCAUGAGGCAGUUUGAGUUGAAGGACAGUAAAGUUAAGAUGGGGACCUAAACAAAAGCACCGGCUUUCUUUUUUCCUUUUUUUUUUUUUUCUUAAACCCGA
This is a messenger RNA of Ricinus communis (castor bean), 2106 nucleotides long. RefSeq names its product pectinesterase. Gene Ontology annotation, molecular function: pectinesterase inhibitor activity; pectinesterase activity. Bases 1 to 1713 code for a protein of 570 amino acids. Gene Ontology annotation, biological process: cell wall modification. The transcript has 2 exons. The record is from RefSeq and is a predicted model, not a curated record. NCBI's taxonomy places the organism in Eukaryota, Viridiplantae, Streptophyta, Magnoliopsida, Malpighiales, Euphorbiaceae.